CAUAGGCACAGGCUGUAAGCCCCGUUUCCGGCUUAGGAUCAGGGUCUGGUGAAGGGGCAGGAGGCGCCAUGUCGGGCCGCGAAGGUGGCAAAAAGAAGCCCCUGAAACAGCCCAAGAAGCAGGCCAAGGAGAUGGACGAGGAAGAUAAGGCUUUCAAGCAGAAACAAAAGGAGGAACAGAAGAAACUCGAGGAGCUAAAAGCCAAGGCCGCGGGGAAGGGUCCCCUGGCUACAGGUGGAAUUAAGAAAUCUGGCAAAAAGUAAGCUAUUCUCACAUCUGAGGUGAUGGUGACCCUCCUCUUCCAUUCCUAUUUAAACAUCUGGAUUCCCUGCCGUAACAUCUUUGCCACUACAACUAGAAUGAAGUGUUAUCCUGUAACCUGUCAAACAUCUGGAUUCCCUGUCAUAACAUCUUUGCCACCGAAUAGCUAGAAUGAAGUGUUAUCCUGGAGCCUGUUGUACAUUGUAAUGAACUUUUGUAAAAAAAAAAAAAAAAAAAAAAAACAAACCAAUAAACUGAGUAACGCGA
Rattus norvegicus (Norway rat) is the source of this 528-nucleotide messenger RNA. RefSeq names its product translation machinery associated 7 homolog (gene Tma7). The record is from RefSeq and is marked validated. The transcript has 4 exons. NCBI's taxonomy places the organism in Eukaryota, Metazoa, Chordata, Mammalia, Rodentia, Muridae. Bases 69 to 263 code for a protein of 64 amino acids.